AUGGACACCAUGAUCAUAAGCUGCUAUUUCAACGGCAUCAAGUGCAAUAUGGAGAGUAAGGACUUUAAGCUGCAUCACUCCACCGAUUACGGUAAUUGUUUCACCUUUAACUACGCUUCUGAUAACUUACGAUACCUCGUGAAGCAGGGCGGAGCCACUAGAGGGUUGACGUUGACGAUAUUCGUCGACCAGCUGAACUACAUGUCCGGCCUUACGGAAGCUGCCGGAGCCAGAAUCAGCGUGCACGAACCCGGCCACUCACCGUUCAUCGUCGAGAACGGCAUAGACGUACCCGUCGGCACCAGGGCGUCUAUCGGUGUCACCCAGGUGGACAUUUUAACAGGGGACCCGAAAGCAUAG
Messenger RNA from Priapulus caudatus, 360 nucleotides. RefSeq names its product amiloride-sensitive sodium channel subunit gamma-2-like. NCBI's taxonomy places the organism in Eukaryota, Metazoa, Priapulida, Priapulimorpha, Priapulimorphida, Priapulidae. Gene Ontology annotation, molecular function: ligand-gated sodium channel activity. The transcript is spliced from 3 exons. Gene Ontology annotation, cellular component: membrane. Gene Ontology annotation, biological process: sodium ion transmembrane transport. The record is from RefSeq and is a predicted model, not a curated record. The coding region runs from base 1 to 360 and encodes 119 amino acids.